AGUUUAUUUUGAAAGGUUUGUGACGCGUUUCCGCUGAAUGCUGCCAGCUUUGCGUGCUGACCUUCUGGAUCAGUUUAACGGAUCCAGGUUGAAUCAAAGUUCCGAGAUUUUCACGCAAACGCAGUCCAGAACCGCAGGGCUGCUCACUCGCACCAGAACCGGACCAGAAUUACUUCUACGUAGCAGAACCGGCCCGUGUUCCGGUCCCAAAGCCCGGGGAGGUUGAGGUCUUCUCGCCGCCGAUGCUAGCGUCUGUUUAACCGUCCAGCCGUUGGUUCCGUUGGUCCAAACAUGGAGAGGAAUGUCAGCCUGUUCGAGCUGCUCAACCUGUCCAUCGGUUCCCCUCACAAAAGUUCGGUGGACUUCAGCGCCCUCCACGCGCUGCUGCUGGAGAUGCUGAAGCUGCUGGACCUGCGGGAGGCGACGACCCGCUUUAAGGUCAGCCCUCCCAGGGACCAAGUGGCCGACGCCCCGCCGGGGGCUCCGGGGGAGGUUCUGACCCACCCCACCGUGUCGGACCAGCUGGUUCCGCCCGGUUCCGACCUACACAAACUGACAGACUCGGUCUCUGUUCUGGAUGGAACCGGAGGGGACGACUUCCGAACCUCCGGGGACGGAGUGUCACAGGCCUUGAAUCUCAUCGAGGAGCUGCAGAAGAACAGAGACGAGAUGAAGCAAAAGACGGAGCACCUGCAGUCCAAGGCCUCGAUCAUCAUUGAAGACCUGCAGAGGAACAGCGCAAACCUGAGGCAGAAGGCAGAGGAGCUGCAGCACAAGGCCUUGAAGGUCAUUGAGCAGCUGGAGGACAGCAAAGAUCUGAAGGAGACUGAUGACAUGCAGCACAAGUCCUCCUUCUGUGUUCAGGGGGUAGCGGAGCAGAUGGAGAUCCAGGCAGGACUGGAGACGUGCUGCCAACGUCUGGACGUCCUGGACAAGGCAGUGGAAUCCAUCCAGGAACUCUUCCAGAUGUAUCCAGACCCAGAGGAGCUCAGCGAGUGUGUGACCUGGGUCCAAUUGGUUCAGAAGGACAUGGAGGUUGAGAAGGACCUGGAGACUUCAGAGGUUCUGGACCAGCCCUGGUUGGUAGAACAGACUGGACCUGACCCCUCAGCACUGUCCUCUGGUGUCCCAGUCCCAUCAACUGGUGGACCGGUGCUAUACUCCGGUGCCGCUGCGCCAACCUCCGAUGCCGCUGCACCGACUUCCGGUGCCUCUGCACCAACCUCAGGUGUUGUUGCGCCGACCUCUGGUGCUGCUUUGCCGACCUCCGAUGCCGGUGCGCCGACAUCCGGUGCCAGUGCGCCGACAUCCGGUGCCGGUGCGCCGACCUCUGGUGCCGGUGCGCCGACCUCUGGUGCUGCUUUGCCGACCUCCGAUGCCGGUGCGCCAACCUCCAGUGCCGGUGCGCCGACCUCUGGUGCCGGUGCGCCGACCUCUGGUGCCGGUGUGCCGACCUCUGGUGCCGGUGCGCCGACCUCUGGUGCCGGUGUGCCGACCUCUGGUGCCGGUGCGCCAACCUCUGGUGCGCCAACCUCUGGUGCGCCGACCUCUGGUGCGCCAACCUCUGGUGCGCCAACCUCUGGUGCGCCGACCUCUGGUGCGCCGACCUCUGGUGCGCCGACCUCUGGUGCGCCGACCUCUGGUGCACCGACAUCCGGUGCUACUGUACCAACCUCUGGUGCGCCAACAUCUGGUGCGCCGCCCUCUGGUGCGCCAACAUCUGGUGCGCCGCCCUCUGGUGCGCCGACCCCCGGCGUGCCAACCUCUGGUGUUCCAACCUUGGGUACCAGUGCGCCAACUCCCGGUGCCGGUGCGCCAACUCCCGGUGCCGGUGCGCCGAGUGCCAGUGCGCCAACUCCCGGUGCGCCGAAAUCCGGUGCCGGUGCGCCGAGCCCCGGUGCCGGUGCGCCGACCCCCAGUGCGCCGAAAUCCGGUGCGCCGACCUCGGGUGCGCCGACCUCCGGUGCGCCGACCUCUGGUGCCAGUGCGCCAUCCCCCAGUGCGCCGACCUCUGGUGCGCCAACCCCCAGUGCGCCGACCUCGGGUGCGCCGAAAUCCGGUGCGCCAAAAUCCAGUGCGCCGACCUCCGGUGUACCAGUUCCAUCCCCAGGUGCCUCAGCCCCAUCCUCCCAUCGCUUAGCGCCAUCUUCUGGUGCCUCUGCAACAUUCGCCGGUACAACUGGGCUGUCACCCAGUGCCUCUGCACCACCUUCUGGUUCCUCUUCACCGGCCUCUGCUGUCUCAAUGCCGUCGUCUGGUGGUCCCCUCCACCCAGAAAGCUCCCCCACGUCUGGUGCUCCGUCUUUUCCAAGCAUCUCUGCCGAGGAUCAGUCCUCGGAAGCAGCAGCAGACUCCACUCAAGCCUCCUCUGAUGGGUCUGAAGGCGGGACAAUCGCUGGGGACCAGCGCAGGGCCACAGAACCACAACCUGUGAGCUCAGCUGUCCUUCCAGAGUCCACCGCAAAACUGUACCACAACCUGGAGUACAACGUGCUAGGGUGGCUUCCAGCAUCUCUCCUGGAGUGCUUCGUGGAGAUCUAA
Poeciliopsis prolifica (blackstripe livebearer) is the source of this 2541-nucleotide messenger RNA. Its product is annotated as nascent polypeptide-associated complex subunit alpha, muscle-specific form-like. Bases 292 to 2541 code for a protein of 749 amino acids. The record is from RefSeq and is a predicted model, not a curated record. The transcript has 7 exons. NCBI's taxonomy places the organism in Eukaryota, Metazoa, Chordata, Actinopteri, Cyprinodontiformes, Poeciliidae.